This is a messenger RNA of Symbiodinium sp. CCMP2592, 489 nucleotides long. The record is from the annotation of a GenBank genome assembly. NCBI's taxonomy places the organism in Eukaryota, Dinophyceae, Suessiales, Symbiodiniaceae.
GUAGGGAAGAGCGGCAAGUACCACAUCGCAACCUUUCACGAGGAGCAACACGCCAUUGAGGAGGAGAUGCAGGCUAUCCUAAGUGGUUUGGACCAGGCCUCCGGAAUCACAAUGACGAAUGAUGUCUUUAAGACCAGCACCGAGGAUGAGAUUCAGAAGUGGGUGCAUGCAGCCAACGGGGAGUUGAACAACAUGGACAAAUGGCAGGCGGGGACGCCAAGCUCAUGGAAUACACUGCGGCAGGACUUGGGUCUGAGGGAAACCGACGAGCUACCGGAGAUCAGACCUUCAAAACUCGUGAACGUGCAAAAGCCCGUCGUCAUGGAGGAAGACAUUAAGAACAGAGCGGAGUCAGCGAAGAAGCAUGCGGAGCUAAAGUCUUGGAAGGCUCGCGUUAGGAUUUUGGGUGUGGGAAUUUCGAAGACACAUCGGCGCACACAAAGGAAGAGAAUGCAUCUUGCAACAUCCGAUGUGAAGGCCCACGCUUGA